AGUAGUGUUCUAGCUCUUGAGAGACUCUAGUCAUAAUGAUAAUCCACGUAGUCAAAAUUGUGAGGCCAAAAUCCUAGGUUGAAAUUCCCCACUUAAACCGUGUCCAAUCUUUCUCCAUUUCAAUUUUCUCUCAUUUUUCACACUUUUCUUUUCAUUUCAAACUUUCAUACCCAACCUCGUAAUCACUCUAUUCUAUUCAAUUCAAUUCUCCACAAUCCCAAUUUCAAAAACCCUUCCAAUUCGUAACAAUUUCAUUCAUGUAUAUUCAUUCUCAUCACCCUUUCUUCUUCCUCUUCACAAUCCAUUCAUGAUUCUUCAACAAGCUUCUCCCACUUUUCACUUCUCUCUAUGUCCCUGCAACAACAACAAUGGCUUCCCUUCUAAUUUCCCCCUUUCCAAAACCAUGAAGAAACGCUUCAUUUCUAAUUAUUACUCAUAUCACAAAUUCCGAAGAAAAAAAUGGAUUCUUUACUCCUCUUCAAUUCACAAACAAGGUUCCACUACAAGGGCUGCUAAAAGUUUCGUACUUGAUAAUAGGAUUGAUAAUAGGAUUUCAAAUGAUGAACUUGAAGAAGGUAAAUUGCAGGAUUCACAAGUUCAAUUGGGUACAAAUUUCACUACUUUUCAGGAAGAUCCGAUUGUGGAUAAGCUUAGAACUCAACUGGGUGUGAUUCACCCGAUUCCGUCGCCGCCUAUUAACGGAAACAUUGCUGGUUUGUUUGUGUUUUUUUUCUUUGUUGGUGUUGUUUUUGAUAAACUGUGGAAUUUUAGGAAGAGGAGAAACAAAGUUAGUAGUAAUGAGGAUAGUUUUCGCGGUGUGUGGCCUCAAGUGCCAACUAGUUUUUCUUUGUUUUUGGAGAAGGAUUUGCAGAGAAAAGAGUCGGUUGAAUGGGUGAAUAUGGUGUUGGGGAAGUUGUGGAAGGUUUAUAGAGGUGGACUUGAGAAUUGGGUUAUUGGGUUGCUUCAACCUGUUAUUGAUGAUUUGGAGAAGCCUGAUUAUGUUGAAAGAGUUGAGAUUAAGCAGUUUUCAUUAGGGGAUGAACCUUUGUCUGUUAGGAAUGUUGAACGCAGGACUUCUCGCCGCGUCAAUGAUUUACAGUACCAGAUAGGCCUUAGGUAUACUGGAGGUGCCCGCAUGCUGUUAAGUCUUUCUCUUAAAUUUGGCAUUAUUCCAAUUGUUGUACCAGUUGGUGUUCGAGAUUUUGACAUUGAUGGUGAACUUUGGGUAAAAUUGCGACUAAUACCAACAGAACCUUGGGUCGGUGCAGCUUCAUGGGCUUUUGUUUCACUUCCAAAGAUCAAAUUUGAGCUGUCUCCAUUCCGUUUGUUCAAUUUAAUGGCAAUUCCAGUUCUGUCAAUGUUUUUGACCAAACUUCUUACAGUAGAUUUACCUAGACUAUUUGUACGGCCAAACAAAAUUGUUUUGGAUUUCCAAAAGGGAAAAGCUGUUGGUCCUGUCACUGUUGGUCCCGUCGCUGAUGGUGUUAAAGAUGGAGAAAUACAAGAAGGAAACAUGGAUUCUGUUGGUGAACUAUCCGUCACUCUUGUGGAUGCUAGAAAACUUCCUUAUCUUUUUGGCAAGACAGACCCGUAUGUUAUUCUUAGCCUUGGAGAUCAAACCAUUCGCAGCAAAAAGAACAGUCAAACUACUGUCAUUGGUCCCCCUGGAAUGCCAAUUUGGAAUCAGGAUUUCCAUAUGCUUGUUUCCAACCCUAAAAAGCAGAAGUUAAAUAUCCAAGUAAAGGACGCACUGGGAUUUGCAGAUUUGAGUAUCGGUACAGGAGAGGUUGAUUUGGGAUCUCUUCAAGACACAGUACCAACAGACAGAAUUGUGGUUUUACAAGGGGGUUGGAGUUUUAGAGGAAAGGGCUCAGCCGGGGAGAUAUUGCUUAGGCUAACAUAUAAAGCCUAUGUAGAGGAUGAGGAAGAUGACAAGACCGAGGAGGAUUCCAUUGAUAUUGAUGCUUCAGAUGACGAGUUGUCUGAUACAGAAGAAGCAAAUGUCACUGAUCAAAAGGGCAUAAGAGAUUCUAUGUAUCAAACAGAUAAAGAAUCAUUUAUGGAUGUUUUGGCUGCAAUAAUUGUCAGCGAAGAGUUUCAAGGGAUAGUAACAUCUGAAGCUGGGUUUACCAAAGGUUUGGAUAAUGGCUCAAAUACAGCGUCUAAAGUACCAAAAUCUUCUGUUGCCAAUGCGGAAUCAACUCCUAGUUCUGAUAAUUCUGAAGGUUCUGGAGGAUCAGCCUUAUUUUGGCUUGCUGUGAUUACUGGCAUGGCACUACUAAUUGCUGUCAAUAUCAGUGGUUCAAGUAUCUUCAAUCCUUAAGAUGGUGUUCUACAAUCUUCUUCAUCUUGGUUCAGCUAAAGUUGUGCAGUGGAUUUUAAUCAAAUCAACUUUCUUUUAGCUACUAGUAUAGUUUAGUAUAUUCAUGAGUACUGCUGUAGAGCAAAGCAUCUACGGACGGCGCGUGAUUCAUGGCUUGGUUUUGUGAGAGCUACAGAUUUUAAUUCUGCUUAAACAUAAAUUUAUUGUUCGUAUAUAUGCAAAUACAACGAUAUUGUUUUUACCAGUCAAUAAUAAAAUAGAAUAGCAGGUUUUUUUCCUUUAAAUUUGUCAGGGCUUCUUGUAACAUUUAGAGUGCGUGAGGAAUGAUAGAUUUUUUAUUUAUUAACAAUGAUUGCUGAUGGUGUUUGGGGAUAAAAGAAUACAAGGCAAUCAGAACGAUAGUAUCUAAUCUAACGUCCAUGCAUUUCUUAAAUACAGUUUAAAAAGACUGUUAAGAAACAUGUGGGAAAGAGACUCCACUAUAAUCAUUAGACAACAAAAAAAAUUAAA
This is a messenger RNA of Vicia villosa (hairy vetch), 2833 nucleotides long. RefSeq names its product synaptotagmin-2. Gene Ontology annotation, molecular function: lipid binding. Lineage: Eukaryota; Viridiplantae; Streptophyta; Magnoliopsida; Fabales; Fabaceae. The transcript is spliced from 9 exons. Bases 308 to 2323 code for a protein of 671 amino acids. The record is from RefSeq and is a predicted model, not a curated record.